Molecule: messenger RNA, 846 nt
Organism: Hippoglossus stenolepis (Pacific halibut)
Lineage: Eukaryota; Metazoa; Chordata; Actinopteri; Pleuronectiformes; Pleuronectidae
Product: protein SPO16 homolog
Exons: 5
Coding region: 138-653 (171 amino acids)
Biological process (GO): synaptonemal complex assembly; reciprocal meiotic recombination
Cellular component (GO): chromosome
Source: RefSeq, a predicted model, not a curated record
AGGGCGGCGCUACAGCGACCUCUCGUGGUUGGACAUGAUAUAAUAAGAACUUGUCAGAACGAGGACGACAUGGAGAACAGGAGCCGUCAGUGAACCAGAGUGUUGUUAUCAGUGUUAUUGGACCUGCAGCAGACACAAUGACAACACACAGAGAAACGCCUGUCUGGAAAACCACGGUGAUAGUCAGCACAUCUCUUCAGAACCAUGAUACAGUCAGGAUGCUGCUGGCACAACAGCACCGAAUCAGAUCAUCGGAUAGCGUUGAGCCUGGAGCCUUUAUUUUUCCUCUGUCAGGUACUGCGUUUCUGUUGGUGGAUCCCCAAGACCUACCAGAGCAAUUUGAGGAGUCAGGAGUCAUUGAGAAGAUAAAAACGUUUAUGCAAGUACACCGCAACAGCUUUCUACUUCUAUACGCGCCCUUUACUGGGAAAAAGGAACUGGAGAUCUUGUCAGAGAUUCAGUGCAGAUUCUUUGGCAGCAAUCUCAGGAUUCUGCCCGUCAGAAACAAUGCUGAGGUUGUUGAAGGAAUUUUGACAAUCGCCAAGGCCACCAGUAAGCCCCAUGUAGACAACAUCUGUGAACGCAUGUCUCUGGCUCAGACUCACAUCGUCGACAGCAGUCCUGUGUGGCAGAUGCUUAGAGACAAACUCUGAAGCUCAGCAGGUGAUUCAGUGUGUUCUCACAAACCCUGGUGUUGUUUUAUUCUAACCACUACAAAAUGUAUAUCAUAACAAAUGCAAAAGUAAAAACUGUUUUUACACUUUUGGAAUGAAAUACAUCACACUUUAUUGAAUGCAUGUCUUAAACUGUUAACAAAAAUAAAUGAAAACAGAGUUAAGAAAAUAA